CAUUUCAACACAAUAGGCUGUGCCGCACACUCAGAUAUGUUUAUCUUAACUUCCUUCAUGGUCCCAACACUAAUUCAACCAGCCGAUUUCAUCGAUUACAUUGACUCUUAACAAUACUAAAAGAUUUACUGAUAAAAAAAGAUCCGCCUAUCAGUAUGGCCCCUACGAUUUUGUUCGUGCCGGGGUUUUGGGAAGGACCAACAGUCUUCGACGAAGUCAUUUCACAGCUCCAAUCCACCAAUGUGAAGACUCAGGUAGUCGCCCUGCCCAGCACUGGUACCAUUUCGCCAGGUAAUCCAGAUAUGAACGAUGACAUUGCUGCAGUACGCACUGUUGUCCAGAAAUUGGUUGAUGCCGAAGAAGAUAUCGUGAUGGUUCUUCAUUCGGGCGGUGGCUUCAUAGGAUCAAGUGCUAUCGAAGGCUUAACAGCUAAAGCACGCAUGAAAAAAGGAUUGAAGGGUGGUGUGACAAAAUUGGUCCUUCUGACGGCAGCAAUCUUCCCGGAAGGCUUCACCCAUGGCCCCUUGCCAUUUCAAAUCACGGAGGUGGGUUGUUAUUACUUGGUCCCGAAGUCAUGGACAACACUAAACAGAUUCUAACUGCAAAAAAAAUAGGGCGGAGCUAUGUAUUGUGCCAACCCUGAGAAGGUUCUUUUUAACGACCUGGGAGAAAAGAGUGCCGAGAAGUGGAAGAAAGCCUUGAAGUCGCAACCUGCGUCCGGCUGGGAUGGAACCAUCACAUAUACAGGCUGGAAAGAUGUACCAAGCGUCUAUCUUGUAUGCGAGAAUGAUCAAUGUAUUCCACAGUCAUUGCAAGAACAACUUGCAGGAGUAGCGGAAAGCAAGAUCGAGAAGUGUGCUGCUGGACAUAUGGUUAUGUUGAGUAUGCCAGGAAAGGUGGCACAAGUUAUCGAAAGUGCUGCUGCUUAAGUGAUUUCGAUAGCAGCAGAGCAAGGAUAUCUAUGAAGCUCUCAGCGUCUCUUUGCGGCAUUGGGACCCAAAAGAGCAGAUAACGGAUAUUGCAAGAAUGAAAAUGAAUUCAAGCACGUGUCUGAUAUCGGAUAUACUUCCACCAGCUACUACCUACGGACACAUUUUCUAUGUCCCAAUCUAUUUUUAAAUG
Messenger RNA from Sclerotinia trifoliorum, 1122 nucleotides. Lineage: Eukaryota; Fungi; Ascomycota; Leotiomycetes; Helotiales; Sclerotiniaceae. The record is from the annotation of a GenBank genome assembly.